Molecule: messenger RNA, 2009 nt
Organism: Asterias rubens (European starfish)
Lineage: Eukaryota; Metazoa; Echinodermata; Asteroidea; Forcipulatida; Asteriidae
Product: acid-sensing ion channel 1C-like
Exons: 8
Coding region: 1-1515 (504 amino acids)
Biological process (GO): sodium ion transmembrane transport
Cellular component (GO): membrane
Molecular function (GO): ligand-gated sodium channel activity
Source: RefSeq, a predicted model, not a curated record
AUGGGAUGUUACAAACGUUGUUAUCUGAAGGAAUGGGCCCGUGAUACAGCUGAUAUACACGGGUUGAAGCACAUUGCGGGCGACGGUGGGAACAUACGCCGUUUAAUAUGGACUCUAGCUACCCUCAGUGCCUUUGGGUACUUCCUCUAUCUGGCUAUACUUUCCUUAAUUUCCUUCGCUGAGUCCAACCACGUUACGAAAACAGACGUGGAGUCAAAAAGCGAGAUAAGUUUCCCGGCAUUUACCGUCUGCAAUUUCAACAAGUAUCGUGAGGCAGCUAUAACUGAACAUGACAUCAAGAAUGUUGGAACUCAUCUUGGGAUUAUCGACGAGGAUCAUAAUCUCAUCAAUCCUCAUUUGUACAACGAUGAAUUCAAGAAUAGAUUGGCCGCCGUUGACUGGUCAAAUCUUGAUAUCGAUGAUGACUACGACAUGACUGAUUUCACCAAUCGAACUGGACAUCAGCUGGAAGACAUGAUAGUAGAGUGUUACUGGCAGGGACAGAAUUGCACGGCAGACGACUUCCAUCAUGUGUUCUCCCAUCUUGGUAACUGCUACACAUUCAACCACGUUGAUCUCGACAUGACCACUCAUUCAACAAUAUCGGCUGGUGCAGCCAAUGGUUUAAAGAUCACCUUGAAUAUUGAGGAGGAUGAGUAUACACCAACCAAUGACCUUGACGGAGCAGCCGAAGAUGCGGGGAUUAAAUGGAUGUUGCAUCAUCCCACUGUCCCUCCUUAUGUAAAGGAGUUGGGACAUGGUGCUGGGCCUGGACAUCACACAUUCGUUGCUGUACGUCACGAGACGAUAACCAGCCUCCCUUCACCCUACACCACCUGCGUAGAAGAUACCAGCGGGAAGUUAUCAUACUACGACCACUACUCAAUCCAAGCCUGCCGUAUUGAAUGUGAGACUGAACUUGUAUAUGCAGAGUGUGGAUGCAAGCUGGUGGAACAACCGGGACCCUAUCCAGUCUGUAAUCCGGCAGAGACGCAUGAGUGUGGACACGUCGUCCUUGUACAAGCGGUGACAGGUGACAUAGAAAAUCUGUGUGAUUGUGAAUCCCCGUGUAAUGUAGACAACUACCCAUUCACUUCCACCAACGUCAAACUCCGUGCUAAGUACAUGCAGCAGAUAUACAGCGAGACAGAGCACAACUUUACUGUCGACUAUAUCGAGGACAAUCUGGUUCUGCUAUCUGUUUACUACGAAGCCUUAAACUCCGAGGUGGUCGAACAGCUACCCGAGAUGACUGUACCUUCGCUACUGGCAACCCUGGGCGGUAACUUUGGACUGUUCCUUGGCGCUAGUGUGCUUACCAUUUUGCAACUUCUUGAGUACAUCUUCGAUGAAGUAACAGCUACAUGUACUUGUAAAUCCCCUCCUACUAACCGAGUUGGAAGUUCUCGGGCCAAACCAGCGGUUAAAGACGACGUCACCAAUACUACCGAUGAUGACAUAUCAAUUAUCGAAAUUAAAAAAGAUUCUUGGAACAAAAACUAUACGGAAAGGUAGCCUGGUUUUUACGAACACACAGGAAUAUUGUACAUAUUAUACUAUAUCAUAUAGAAACGACGAGGAAUACCGGUUUAAGAAACAAUAGUUGUUGGUGAUGUGUUUACCCAAGGCUUUUAACUUUGCAGUUUUUCGAGUGAGCUUAUUGCCUUUGAAUUCUUAAUUCAACUGUUUGAACAUUUAUUCUUAGUAAAUUAUUAUAUGUCUACAAGACUACCGAUGAUGAUAAAUCAAUCAUCAACAUGAAAACAGGUUGUUGUGACGAAAUUCCCACAGAAAUGUAGCCAGGCUAACACGAACAUACAGGAAUAUUGUACAUGCCUUUGAAUUCUUAUUUCAAAUGUUUGAACAUUUUUUAUUAGUAAAUUAUUAUAGGCCUAUAAUGUGAGAAUGUUUUACAUCAUGUACGUUGAUCUUGACAUAGUAAGGGUAAUGGUGGUAGUGAGAACGCCCUCUUUUGUCUGAUAUUCGACAAGCUGUUUUGUAUCCGUUGU